GUUACAGUCACAUUAGUCUGGAGUAACGGUUGUUACAUCGUGAUUGAUUAGUGUUGUUCGACGAGUCCUGUCAACUGUUGAAUUAUUCUUGGUAUAAUUUUAGAAUCAUGAAGACAUUUUUGUUUUUAAUUGCAACAAUAUUUGCUACGGCACAGGCUGUGUCCUUCUUCGAAUUGGUUAGUCAAGAAUGGGCAACAUUUAAGAUGGAACAUAAUAAAACAUAUAAAAAUGAUAUUGAGGAGAGAUUUAGAAUGAAGAUAUUUAUGGACAAUAAACAUAAAAUAGCUAAACAUAAUGGGAAUUAUGAAAUGAAAGGAGUUACGUAUAAACUAAAGAUGAAUAAGUAUGGUGACUUGUUACAUUAUGAGUUUGUUAGUAUAUUAAACGGUUUUAAUAAAUCUAGACAUACUCACAUAAGAACUGAAAGACCUCUGAGUUCUGCUGCAUUUAUUGAACCAGCAAAUGUUGUAUUACCAAAGAGUGUAGAUUGGAGAGAACUCGGUGCUGUAACGCCUGUUAAGGAUCAGGGGCAUUGUGGAUCAUGCUGGUCAUUCUCUGCAACUGGCGCUUUAGAGGGACAACAUUUUCGACGAACGGGAGUUUUAGUUUCUUUAAGUGAACAAAAUUUAAUCGAUUGCUCUGGAAAAUACGGUAAUAAUGGUUGCAACGGAGGACUGAUGGAUCAAGCUUUUCAGUAUAUUAAAGACAAUGGAGGUUUAGAUACAGAAAUUAGUUAUCCAUAUGAAGCUGAAAAUGAUAAUUGCAGGUAUAAUCCGAUAAACAAUGGUGCCAGUGAUAUCGGCUUUGUAGACAUUCCAGAAGGGGAUGAGCACAAGCUUAAAGCAGCAGUUGCUACUAUCGGACCAGUUUCUGUUGCUAUUGAUGCUUCUCAUCAGUCUUUCCAAUUUUAUUCUGAAGGAAUCUAUUAUGAACCAGAGUGCUCUUCACAAAAUUUGGACCAUGGAGUAUUAGUAGUGGGAUAUGGAACUGAUGAAAAUGGUCAGGACUAUUGGCUAGUAAAGAAUAGUUGGAGUGAGGCAUGGGGUAACAGUGGGUAUAUUAAAAUGGCUAGGAAUAAACAGAAUCAUUGUGGUAUCGCUUCCAGUGCCAGCUAUCCUCUUGUUGGAGCCAAAGGAUAAUUUAUUAAAAUUUUUAUAAAUAUUUUGGGAAUGCAAAUAAAA
Molecule: messenger RNA, 1181 nt
Organism: Frieseomelitta varia
Lineage: Eukaryota; Metazoa; Arthropoda; Insecta; Hymenoptera; Apidae
Product: procathepsin L-like
Exons: 7
Coding region: 108-1139 (343 amino acids)
Biological process (GO): immune response
Cellular component (GO): lysosome
Molecular function (GO): cysteine-type endopeptidase activity
Source: RefSeq, a predicted model, not a curated record